AUGGAGGUUUUCCACGAGUAUGUUGCAGUUGCGAAGGUCUACGCCUUCCCGAUUGCUGGCAUGCUGCUAGUCCUGUACCCUGCUGCUCUGAUGGCCUGGACAGUCAUUGAGGGUAACAACUCAAAGAAGGAGCGAGACGACUCGCAGGAGCAGCUUGGAAAGAGCAAGGAGCUCGACUUCCAAAAGCCGCAAAAAGUUAUCAAACGAACAAUGUGGGAAGGAGUCAACUGGACUCACACAGCCAAAUGCUUUAAGCUUCGCCGCAGCAGCAGCCUAGCCACUGGACUUGCAGUCGUCGCCGCCCUCCUGGCAGCUCGACAGCUCAUCUCUUCAUGUUUCGUUUCCGUGCCCGUGAUGAAAACCGCUCUGCCCCAUUUGGGCCAGGAGGGACAGGCCCCACCAGUGACGGAAGCCUGGAAUUUUAUUGACUACAAGCCCGUUGUGGCUGCGUUUUCCGCGGCAGCAGCUGCGGGCGUUGCUUUGAAGCGGCUCUCUUUUCCGCGUCCGUGCCAUGCAUGGGCGCUUGGUCGGCGAGGCGGCGCCACUCAGCGCCGUGCUACCUUCGCGAAGUCGGCAGAUGUCAGCCAGCCAGGCCUUUUCGAUCGGCAGCUUUCCGGACCGUGGACCGCUGCAGAAGCACCAGCUGCACACGAGGACACCAAUAGUCCUGCGGAUGCUCCACCCUCUUUGUGGCAUGAUGUUGACCUGUAUGUCAAAUCAUGGCUCGACGAGCCCACGGCAAUGCUGCGUUACGUCAACGAAAUGCCCAUGGGCACUCUCCGCAAGUUUGAAGUGCAGCCCGACGCUCCGAACAACGCCAUCGAAGAGGAUAUGAAAGGUUCUAAGAAGCUGGCGGCCUUCGGGAAGCCGGUCCCGUUCAACUACGGUUGCUUUCCACAAACCUAUCGGGAUCCCGAGAAGGCUGAUGACCUCUACCAGGCCCCUGGUGAUGAUGAUCCACUGGAUGUGAUUGACCUCGCCGAUACUCCAACGGAGGUUGGCACAAUUGUCCGUUGCCGAGUUCUCGGUGCAGUUUGCCUUAUCGACGAAGGCCAAGCAGAUUGGAAAGUCCUGGUUGUGAAUGUGGACUCGAAGAGUGCCCUCGCCAAUGCCUACACAGUUGAAGAUGUGGAGCGAAUUUCGCCAGGGCGUAUCCAGGCUUGCUGGACCUGGAUGGAUGAGCUCAAGCGUGGAGGAGGAAAGGGAAAUGCUACACUUCAUCGUGAGAUUCACGACGCCAACCGUGCGUUGAAGUUGAUCGCCCAGGGCGCUGGUUCCAUGGGCACGCUGGAUCCAGGAGCUUGCAAGCUCUUCGUUGGUGGCAUCUCAGCGCAGACGAGCACCCAUGCACUUCACAGCCACUUCGCGAAGUAUGGGCACGUCAUUGACGCCGUGGUCAUGUCCAGAGAUGGCAAAGCAAGAGGCUUUGGUUUCGUGACCUUCAGCUCAGUAGUGGCGGCGGUGAACGCACUUUCUGAGCCGCAGUGGCUGGACGGAAGACUCGUUGACGUCAAGAGAGCUGUUCCUGGAGAGCGCGUCCAGGAAAGAAGCUCCAACAAGGUUUUCAUUGGCGGACUGCCGCAGGAUGUUACGACCGAAGCCCUCCGCGAGUACUUUGGAGCCUACGGACCUGUUGCAGACGCCGUGGUCAUGGUGGACCGCCGAACGCGUCGGUCUCGCGGCUUUGGCUUCGUUCGCUUUGCCAACGGCCCUCAGGGGGCUCAAGCAGCACAGGCUGUCCUCAUGGACUUUGCUGAUCACUGGCUUGGAGGCAAGUGGGUGGAGGUCAAGCCUGCCACGCCGGCUGCGAUGCUUCAGGAAAUGGCGAAUUGCCUGGAGAGGUCUUCCUCAGCGCAGCUGGAUGCAGAUCUCAGACAUUGUUUAGACACUGGCAACCCGUGGGACGCGCGGGGCUACGAAGGCAAAGCAGCCUGGUCGAACAAGGGGCAAAGCCUCGCCAGAAGAGGGCGACAAGCUCCUGGCAGGCAGGCUCCCUUGCCUACGCUGCUGGGAAGCACCACCGGCUCCCGUGCAGCUGCUGCCAAGCAACAAGCAGCUCAGCCCUGUUGGCCACCAGCUGCAGGCCACUUUCCUGGUGAUCCGCGUGCAAUGCAAGGUCUCCUAUCAUCUCCUAUGAAGGUCGCCUGCGGAGGUGGCUACUUCGUGCCGGGGGUUGCUGAGGACGGAUUUGGCUUGCCGACCUACAUGCCGCCAGAGGUCUAA
This is a messenger RNA of Symbiodinium pilosum, 2223 nucleotides long. Lineage: Eukaryota; Dinophyceae; Suessiales; Symbiodiniaceae. The record is from the annotation of a GenBank genome assembly.